Molecule: messenger RNA, 2629 nt
Organism: Pectinophora gossypiella (pink bollworm)
Lineage: Eukaryota; Metazoa; Arthropoda; Insecta; Lepidoptera; Gelechiidae
Product: cytochrome c oxidase assembly protein COX15 homolog
Exons: 8
Coding region: 199-1476 (425 amino acids)
Biological process (GO): heme A biosynthetic process
Cellular component (GO): mitochondrial inner membrane
Molecular function (GO): oxidoreductase activity, acting on NAD(P)H, heme protein as acceptor
Source: RefSeq, a predicted model, not a curated record
UGACAUUGACGUUUCGCAGUUAGGUUAUGUUGAUUUAAUUUGAAAAUUAUGAUACAAUAAUAUUAUAUUGUAUCGCAUUACGAGCAAUAAUUUACCCCUGCUAGUGUUACUUGGUAUAUUAAUUUCGUAUUUAAAAGUAAAUAAAUUUGUAACUGUAUAUUAUUAUUUUUUUCUGCUGCAAACUGCGUUGAUAUCAAGAUGUGGAGUGUGGCGCAGGCGUGCCGGUGCGCACCAAGCCGUCUGCUAGUGACCACCAGGAGUGGUUUCAACACCAGCGCUGUGUCCAGACAAUUGAUCACACCCGUCAGAUACAAUAAGUUAGGCGUAAAUAAUUAUAAGGGUUUAAGGCUAAAGGAACUAAUCAAAUCAAACGGCAUCGUAGCCCGACUAUGCUCAUCGUCACCAAAGCCAGAAAAGACAUCUAAAGUGGUUGGGUACUGGCUGCUGGGAUGCAGUGGGAUGGUGUUCACCGCUGUCGUGCUAGGUGGUGUGACGCGGCUGACGGAGUCCGGGCUGUCGAUGGUGACGUGGCGCCUGCUGGGCGAGAAGCUGCCCACCACCGAGGACGAGUGGGAGAGGGAGUUCGUCAAGUACCAGCAGUACCCCGAGUUCAAAUACAAGAACAUGAACAUGACUCUGUCAGAGUUCAAGUGGAUCUGGUGGAUGGAGUUCGCGCACCGCUCGUGGGGCCGCGCCAUCGGGGCCGCAGUGUUCCUGCCGGCCGCGUUCUUCUGGGCGAGGGGGUACCUCAACAAGGGGAUGAAAGUGCGCGUCGCCGUCUACUGCGCGCUCGUUGCUGCGCAGGGUCUCAUGGGCUGGUACAUGGUGAAAUCCGGCCUGGAAGACAGGUUCCAGGGCCCCUCCGAUGUGCCCCGCGUGUCACAGUACCGGCUGGCGGCGCACCUGUCUCUGGCCUUCAUCCUGUACGCGGGGCUGCUGGGCGGAGCCCUGCGGGUGCUACGCCCCUUCCCUGUGUCUGCGACGUACCAGAGGAUCAAGGCGCUGGCUAGUGUCACUGCUGUUGCGCAUACUGUUAAGGCUAUGGCGUUCUUCACUGCUAUUUCUGGAGCCUUCGUGGCCGGCCUCGACGCCGGUCUAGUGUACAACUCGUUCCCCAAGAUGGGCGACCACUGGGUCCCGGACGACAUACUGUCGCUGGCGCCCACUGUGCGCAACUUCACGGAGAACCCGACCACGGUGCAGUUCGACCACCGCGUGCUGGGCUCCACCACGCUGGCCGCCGCCAGCCUGCUGUGGCUGCUGGCGCGGAGGACGCCGCUGUCGCCGGCGGCCAGGAGGGUGGUCAACGCUGUGGGCGCUAUGGCCUGGCUGCAGGUGGCGCUGGGCAUAGCGACGCUGGUUCACUUCGUGCCCACGCCGCUGGCCGCGUCGCACCAGUCGGGCUCGCUCGUGCUGCUGUCGCUGGCGAUAUGGCUGACACACGAGAUCAAGCUCAUCAAGUAUAUACCCAAGUAGACCUUACCUCCAUCGAAUUUGUAUACAGCCUCCGCAAGCGGUUAUUAGACUAGCCAAUCCACCCAGCCCUACAGCUACAGCGGUUAUUACAUUUGCCAAUCCAUCCUGCCCGAUACGUCAAGGUUACGGGCUCGCGCGUCAUCAUCAUCAUCUCCUUAGCAUUAUCCCGUUAUUCACAGGGUCCGCUUAUUUAACCUAAAGAUUUGACAAGUCCAGUUUUUUACAGAAGCGACUGCAUGUCUCACCUUACAACCAGCGCAAUACGUUUUGUCACGAUGUUUUCCUUCACGGCUAAGCACGUCACGAGCAGAUCGUGGUUACCAUGGUUACACCAAUUUGCUAUUAGACUAUACGAUUCCGAUCGCAGAGCCCGUGACCUUGACGCAUCGGGCAGGAUUGGCAAAUGUAAUAACCGCUGUAACCUGCUGGCUGGAUAAAAGAACUAGUAGAACCGGUUUAUUUAUCACGUACGUUGCAUUCACAUAUCGCACGUGCUGCGAUAAAUGAGUCCACGCUAUUGGCGACGUGAUAUAUAACCUCAUUCCAUUGGUUCUUCACAGGGACAGAUAUUUAUUAGGCCAAUUCGCUAUACUUGAGGCAGGGUCAGUAUUUCUUGGUUCUCUCAGGAUAAUGCAUGUUGCUAGUCUGUCGUGCAGGCCGCGUAAGAGCGGCAAUACACGUCAAAAGCAAUAUUGCUAUUUAGUGUCCGACCGAAGUUUCGGUUUCGGCCAAAAUACGGGUUUCGGCUUAGUUUCGGUUUAGGCUGAAAUCCGGCCGAUAUGAAAAAGUGUUGAAUGAAUGAAUGUUGUUCAUGUAGUUCUGAAAUUAUUUUAAUAACAUUUUUAGGGAUACUGAAAAAAUACAUUUAAUAAGUAUUGUAUGGUGUAAGAUGAAAUGGAAUAUUUGUAACACUAAUGUUUUGGCAAUAGCCUGAUUAUUUCUUUAUUUUUUGUAUAUUUCUUCACAGGAAACACUAUUAUUUUCAUUGAGUACUGAUUAUAUAGGUUACAAUAAGCAGUAUUUAGUUAACAAUGUGGGUAAAAUGGCAUUUCAAUCAGGGGACUGUGCUUAACUUAAUAUUUAGUGCAUAAUGUUUGUGUUAUAAAGUACGCUUGUUAGAAAUGAAACACAAAAUAAAAUUGUUAUUCACAAA